Molecule: messenger RNA, 511 nt
Organism: Rubroshorea leprosula
Lineage: Eukaryota; Viridiplantae; Streptophyta; Magnoliopsida; Malvales; Dipterocarpaceae
Source: the annotation of a GenBank genome assembly
ACAUUUGCGUGACUCCAAUACAUAUUUAACAUGCUUCUUGCAGUGAAAUCAUUGAGAAAGUUCCUUAUCCACUAAUCAAUGGAGGCUGCUAAGGGACUUAUGUAUAGACUGAAGUUCUGUAACAAUUUUUUGGCACAGGGAUGUGUAUUGAAUGUCAAAAGACUAACUAUGCCAAUAGAAGAAUACCCCAGACUUAGUCCUGCACCUCAACUUACAAUUAUUAUCACCAACUGGAUGCACAGUUUUGUGAUGGCUCCACUAGACAUGGUUCAUCUUGGCCUGAUAGUUGUUGAAAUAUGCAAUUGAUACUGCAUGUUCUGGCAAUCAGACACAGCACUGUUAGAGAUGAAAACUGGUUUUUGAAAAAUACACAGGUGUUCCUGCUUGGCAUAGUAAACAUUCAAAGAGGAGUAUCUGCCGCCAUGAAGGCCUUUUCCUGUUUGUUUCUGAUUGAAGGAAAAACCUAUUUGUUUGCAAUUGAAGUAGGCUGGAAUAGAUGGGCACCUCACCU